AUGACGCCAAAAGGAAAAGGCUUGAGAGGAUGGAGGAAAGAUGUACACGAGAGGGAAAGGCGGAGGGAGAUGAGGGUGAAAUGUGUGAAGAUGGAGGAAGGAGAUAGGAGGCGAGUCUCCGUGGACUCGGGUGAUGUCGGGCCUGAGACGCAGCAGAAAGCCUCGGCGAGUGUUCCUCCUCCCCCGCCGCCCCCUCCGCCUCCCCCUGAGCCAGCGGGGCCCCCGGAGCCGGAGGAGGAGAUCCUGGGCUCUGAUGAUGAGGAGCAGGAGGACCCAGCGGACUACUGCAAAGGAGGCUACCAUCCGGUCAAGAUCGGGGAUUUGUUCAACGCAAGAUACCAUGUGAUAAGGAAGCUGGGGUGGGGCCAUUUCUCCACAGUAUGGCUGUGCUGGGACAUACAAGUGAAGAACUUUGUGGCCAUGAAGGUAGUGAAGAGCGCACAGCACUACACCGAGACGGCCUUGGAUGAGAUCAAAUUACUGCGAUGUGUGAGGGAGAGUGACCCCGCCGACCCCAACAAAGACAUGGUGGUCCAGCUGAUCGAUGACUUCAAGAUAUCUGGCGUCAACGGCAUUCAUGUGUGCAUGGUGUUUGAAGUGCUCGGUCACCACCUGCUCAAGUGGAUCAUCAAGUCCAACUACCAAGGCCUGCCACUACCGUGUGUCAAGAGCAUCAUCAAACAGGUCUUGCAGGGGCUCGACUACCUUCACACCAAAUGUAAAAUCAUCCACACGGACAUCAAGCCUGAGAACAUCCUCAUGUGUGUGGACGACACAUUCGUGAGGCGCAUGGCCAUGGAAGCCACCGAAUGGCAGAAAGCCGGUGCGCCGCCCCCAUCCGGAUCGGCAGUUAGCACAGCCCCACAGAUCAAACCGGUGAGUACGACUGAUGUGGGAAAGAUCUCCAAGAACAAGAAGAAGAAGCUGAAAAAGAAGCAGAAGCGUCAGGCAGAGCUGCUGGAGAAGAGGAUGCUGGAGAUCGAAGCCUUGGAGAGGGAAGCAGAGAGGAAGGACGGACGGGCCAAUGAAGAGUGUGACGAGGAGGAGGAAGAAGAAGAGGAGGAAGGGGGGAACGAAGAAGACGCGCCAGAGAAGGUGAAGCCAGAGACUCCGUCCACUCCGACCUCGGCGCCUCCUCAAACAACGCCGCCGGGCCCCGGUGUGGCCGUCGGGGAGAGCGAUGAGGACGACGAUGAGGAGGAUGGAGAAGAGGAGGAGGAAGGUGGCGAGAGGCCCGCCAGGUUGACCAAUCAUACAUGCGCUGCGCACAACGAGGAGACCGACAGGGAGGAAGAGAACAACCCCUGCAUCGUCAAUAAUGAACGAGAAGAAGAAGAAGUAGAGGAGGAGCCCACGCCCGUGGCUGAAAAAGAAGCCCCCUUCCCUCCUGAUAACGGCGAUUGGACGCAGAUAGAGGAGCGGGAAGAGGAGGCACUGAAAGGGUCUGAAGUGGAGAAGGAAGAAGAGGAGGAGACACGGGAGAGAGUCAAGGACGAUGAGAAAGAAAAUGAGCUUGACGAAAAGGAGAUGGACAAGACAGAAGAGAAGGAAGAGGAGGAUGAAGAAGAGGAAGAUGACGACACCACCGCUGAUCUCCUCACAGACACCAGCUCCCCACUCAAUACGCACACGGACAAACCCGACUUAGCCAAAACCAAUGGUCACGUCCUGCUAGCCACAGAAGAACCUGAUGUCCCCUUACCUCCAACGCCCGAGCCCCUUCUCUGCCCACUUGUGGAGUCUGAACUCAGCUACACCGACAGGGACCUCUCGCUAAGCUCCGGUUACGAGAUGUUCAACGGUGAGGCGGGCGAGCCGGGACUUACCAACGGCGAGCGACCCAGGCCGGCCGUGCCCAUCUUUCCCGAGUUACCUCUGGAUCCCGAGCCAGGAAGUAACACAUGCGGGGGGACAGGCGACACUGGAGCGGGGAGGUCGCCCGACAGCCCCACGGCAGACCGCAGCCGCACCGUGUCAUCUUCCAGCACGGGAGAUACGCCCAAAGUACGAGCCAGAGCCGCAGACCUCCUGAUAAACCCACUUGACCCCCGCAACGCUGAUUCCAUCCGAGUGAAAAUUGCUGACCUUGGCAAUGCCUGCUGGGUGCACAAGCACUUUACGGAGGACAUCCAGACGAGACAGUACCGCUCCAUCGAAGUGCUGAUAGGAGCAGGUUACAGCACUCCUGCCGACAUCUGGAGCACUGCCUGCAUGGCGUUUGAGCUGGCCACGGGAGACUACUUGUUUGAGCCCCAUUCGGGCGAGGACUAUUCGCGGGAUGAGGACCACAUCGCUCUGAUCUCGGAGCUGCUGGGGAAGGUCCCGCGUAAAGUGUACGCUGCCGGGAGGUACAGCCGAGAGUUUUUCUCCAAGAAAGGCGAGCUGCGACAUAUCACCAAGCUGAAGCCGUGGUCGCUGUUCGACGUGUUGGUGGAGAAGUACGGCUGGGCUCACGAGGACGCCGGCCAAUUCACCCAGUUCCUACUACCAAUGCUGGAGAUGGUCCCAGAAAAGAGGGCCUCGGCGGGCGAAUGCCUCAACCACGCGUGGCUCAACUCGUAG
This is a messenger RNA of Nerophis lumbriciformis (worm pipefish), 2562 nucleotides long. The record is from RefSeq and is a predicted model, not a curated record. Lineage: Eukaryota; Metazoa; Chordata; Actinopteri; Syngnathiformes; Syngnathidae.